This is a messenger RNA of Schistosoma margrebowiei, 423 nucleotides long. The record is from the annotation of a GenBank genome assembly. NCBI's taxonomy places the organism in Eukaryota, Metazoa, Platyhelminthes, Trematoda, Strigeidida, Schistosomatidae.
AUGGUUUUGCUAUUUCUUUUGUUGGGCAUUUUACAAGGAUAUGCUCAUUCGUCUGCCAAAACACCAAGUCCUAAGGCCCUCAUAAAUAUGAGUGAUAGCUCAUAUUCAGCUACAUCUGUAGUUACACCUACUGAGAGUCCAGGGUCUUGGACUACCAGACUUCGUGACUGGUUCAUUUAUUUGCUUAGUCUGCUAACAAAAGUUUUCGGUUCUCACAGCGAGUUCAUGCAAAAACUUUUGGGUCUAGUUGACAAGACAACAUCCGUUUCAAAUAGUUUCUUGUACAAUAAUAAGUUAUAUUGUGUAAAUUUCUUGCUGCAAAAUUACGAACUUUUUUACACUGUUUAUUCUAGCUUUCCACUUGAACUAAGCAUCGGAAGAGGAAUACGAACAACGUGCAAUGCCACAAGAAUCAUUCAAUGA